Aspergillus ruber CBS 135680 is the source of this 789-nucleotide messenger RNA. RefSeq lists its product as uncharacterized. The record is from RefSeq and is a predicted model, not a curated record. NCBI's taxonomy places the organism in Eukaryota, Fungi, Ascomycota, Eurotiomycetes, Eurotiales, Aspergillaceae. The transcript is spliced from 2 exons. Bases 1 to 789 code for a protein of 262 amino acids.
AUGGCCCGUCCGUCCGGAGGAAGAGCACGUCCCAACAUCAAAGGAGCCCCUGAUUAUGACGAUGCGACUUACUGGGACACCAAGUUUGCGACCGGCCAGGAUGUGGGCGAGUGGUUGAACUCGGGCGACGCCGCGCUUGAGGCGGUUCUGGCGGACUUGGGAGAUCGGUACGGUGACUCGGGGGUGGAAAUCGCCCCCCGAGCGUUGCAUUUGGGCCCUGGCAUCUCGAAACUCGGGACGAAGUUGCAGGAGAUAUUUGCCAGUCGCGGAUGGUUGAGCAAUGGCAUUGUCAAUGUGGAUUUCUCCGCAGAAGCUGUUCGUCUGGGCCAGGAGGCCGAAAGAAACCAGCACCCCUCGCGCGCAAUACAAUGGAUCCAAACCAAUCUUCUUUCCUGGACCGACGUCGACAGUCUUACCCCCUUCGUCCCCUUCGAUGUGAUCCUUGACAAGAGCACGAGCGACGCCAUUGCCACGGCCGAGCCGCAAGUUUCUCCCCCAUCCCCGGACCUCACUGUCUGCCCUACCGUCCGCGAAAUCGUCGAGCAAAACGGAGUAACUGAGCUGUUGCCGGUUGAGGUGUUGGCAUUACAUCUUGUGCCUCUGACGCGCGUGGGAGCGACAUGGGUGGUACUUUCAUACUCAAUGUCCCGGUUUGAUAAUCUUCGGUAUAUUGGGCGGUAUUGGGAGGUGGUCUCGCGGACGCCAUUGAAAGCACCGACCGGGGGCGUUACGCCUAGUGCGUAUACGCCCGAGGUUUUUCAUUGGCUUUAUACCCUGCGCCGGAUAUAG